AACUCACACAAUCCAGAUUCCAAGAUGAGAGCAGCCGCGAAAGGUGUGUUAGUGAGUGGACAGUUGUACGCCCAGCAGCCAUAUGGUAUGUUGUUGAGGAUGACGUCGACGAACUGUAACACCGGUGAUGAAUUAGACGCCAUUUUCAAACAGAAGAAAGCUCUUCGAACUCAGGUCAGAAAAACCCUUAAAGCCAUCGACCCAUCCCUCAGAUCUCAACAAGACAAAGCUAUUCAGGACAUAAUUGUAGGUGCUCCGUGGUUUAAAUCAAGUCGUGGGUUAUGCGCAUACAUAAGUUGCAGUGCUUUACGGGAAGUUGAUACUUCCAAACUUUUGUCUCAUAUUUUGCAACCUCCACCCGCUGGUGAUAAAAAACUAUAUGUACCUCGAGUGGAGGAUAAAAAUAGUCACAUGCGUAUGCUUAACAUAUCGCGUAUUGAUGAUCUUGUUGCAAACUCGAUGAACAUCUUAGAACCAACUCCAGUUGAUGCCGAUGGAAAUGCACGUCAAGAUGUUUUGCAGGCGAAUGACCCAGUUGAUAUUAUGCUUUUACCUGGAUUGGCAUUUGACAAAUCUGGAAGACGCUUAGGCCGUGGUGGAGGUUACUACGAUACCUUCCUGAAAAAUUAUCGGGACCUAGCAGAGACACGGAACUGGACGCAGCCCUUGCUUGUUGCACUGUCAUAUUCACAACAAAUACUAGAUGAUGGAGUAAUACCAGUUACUUCAACGGAUAUUCCAGUUGAUGCUCUUGUGUCUCCAGAAGGUGUAAUUCCUAUCAGUUCUGCUGCCUUUGACAGAAUGGAUCUCUGAGCUGGACUUGAAGCUGAUGAUGCUGAACACAUCCAAUGGAUUAUGUAUUAUCUUCAACAAAAAUUUUGGUUCAUUAAGUAUUCGGCACUAAUAGAGGGAUGUAUCCGGAGCUUUGUGUUACAAGUUAAAAGGGUAUCCAAAUCAUUAAAUGAUACUGGACUGCCUCAUUGCGUCCAGUCUUGACCAAGUGGAAGUUUCAUUACUUUUUGGUCAUUCAUAGUAAUUCAACAUGUUUAUGUAAUGUUUAAAUCUGUGAAGUUUGAGAUUACUUAAGGCAUAUAUAUGUGUGUCAUUCAGCUGGAAUGGCUAUGCUUUGACUUGUUUAUAAAGUUACAGCUAUUUUUAGUGUGAAAAUAUUGUGCUUGGUUGUACGAUUUUUUUUUAUUCUGGUGGUUGUACUACGGAAAGUUUCUUAAUGUCAUGUUUCUAGUAGCUUUAAAGGUUCAAA
Molecule: messenger RNA, 1261 nt
Organism: Medicago truncatula (barrel medic)
Lineage: Eukaryota; Viridiplantae; Streptophyta; Magnoliopsida; Fabales; Fabaceae
Product: 5-formyltetrahydrofolate cyclo-ligase, mitochondrial
Exons: 8
Coding region: 25-813 (262 amino acids)
Biological process (GO): folic acid-containing compound biosynthetic process; tetrahydrofolate interconversion
Cellular component (GO): mitochondrion
Molecular function (GO): 5-formyltetrahydrofolate cyclo-ligase activity
Source: RefSeq, a predicted model, not a curated record